CAAAAGCGAAAGGAGAGCACAAUGCAGCAGCAAACUCUUUACUUCAAAACACAUCAGUCCUCCAAUGGGUUUCUUCUUUCGUACCCAAUUGCUAUAAUGCCUACAUCUCUUUACAAUACCGCCAUUUUUGCACCAAAAUUAUUUUUCAUUCGCUCUCCGAUUUUGGCUUCCCAUCCAACAGAGAUACAGAACCCAAUUAUCUGUGCAAGAAAGACCGACAAGCUAGUCAUAUAUGCGAGAAAAAACAAAAGGAGGAAUGGAUCUCAAAUAUCAAAGAAGUUACUGUUCGGUUUGAUAGCAAUCAUGGCCUCAAAAACCAAGAUCUUACCGCAGCCCUUAGAUUUGGUUGUUGGGGAAAUCGGCCAUGUAGAUGGGAAUGGAGUGGCCGUGUGGUUCUGGAAGUUGUUUGGAGGAGGAGGCUUUGACGGGCGGAGAAGGAAUAACAAGAGAAAAUCAAUGCUUCUUGUGUUCUUUGUGAUUAGCGGUUUGGCUUUCUUGUUUGGGAAAGAGUUGGAGCGCAAUGUGCUUUGUGGCUUUUCGGUUUUGGGGCUACUUGGGGUUCUUUCGAUUCAGUGGUUGGGAAAGAGAAAAACCAAAGAUUGGGUUUUGGGGUUUUGUCUUGGGGGAGCUUUGGUGGGCUUGGGGUUAAGGAGGGGGGAGAUGCAAAAAUGGGUUGAACGGCUCAGGGUUUGUUCCCCAAUAAUGGUGGUUGGAAGAAGAAGGGGAAGAAAGUAAAUAUGGGGAGAGCAUGGUGUCUUCACUAUAAAACAAAGAUUUAGAUAUCGAUUAUUUUUUCUU
Messenger RNA from Juglans regia (Persian walnut), 798 nucleotides. RefSeq lists its product as uncharacterized. The record is from RefSeq and is a predicted model, not a curated record. Lineage: Eukaryota; Viridiplantae; Streptophyta; Magnoliopsida; Fagales; Juglandaceae. The coding region runs from base 22 to 735 and encodes 237 amino acids. The transcript has a single exon.